GUUUUGUUAUUUCUUAAUUGAAGUUAAUUUUGUUUAAAAACAAGUAAGCUACGUCCACGCCCCACGCCCUAGAAAGUGUGUGUAAUUAGUCGAAGGCUACUCUAGAUUGGCUUAUCAACGAAAAACUGAAACAUGGUGGUGCUGAGCUCCUGCUGGUCCCCCAUUAUAUGGUCCGACAAUGUCCGUACGGGCAGCUACGCUGUGGCCGCUUACACGGCCGCGCUCUCGGUGGUGAUGAUCACGAUUAUCGCUUACAUGCUUGCGGGCGGCGAGUCGGCCCAGCUAUAUUCGCCACUCUUCGAGACGGAUAUCAAGAGCUCGAUGCCCAUAGCAGGCGGCUUCUUCAUCAUAUACUUUCUCCUGAUAAUUUUUGCCUCCUAUCUGGUGUACUUUGGGAUUAAGAUCAGCACUCGCGGCUGGCUGCUGCCCUGGCUUGGUCUCGUGGGCCUAGCCAUUCUCUUCCAGUUUUGCUGGAGUCUGUGGCUCAUCGGUGGCUACUAUAUUUAUCUGGAGCAAACCUUUUCGGCUCUGCUUAACUUCGUCUGGAUGGCCUACAAUAUAUACUGCUGGCUGGUUGUGUUCUCUCAGUACCAGAUCUUCCUACAAAUCCAGAAUCCAAACAUUGAGCUGCUGAUGCCAUGAUGAAGUCUAAAACUAGGGUCGAAUAAAUUUUAGAAUACUUAGACUUGACAUGCAACAAAAGUCCGUCCAGAGACAGUUUUGUAAUAAGAGUACAUACAUUUCCAUUGCACACCAAGAUGCCUACCAAAUAGUUUUAUAUACAAUAAUAUAUAUUUUACACCUUUAUACACAUCCAUUAUAUACCUAAUACCUAUUAUAUGAACCGAAUGCCUUAGUCUGCUUUUUGACCAUUAAAAACAAUUAUUUGUAAAGACAUCUA
Messenger RNA from Drosophila obscura, 901 nucleotides. RefSeq lists its product as uncharacterized. The record is from RefSeq and is a predicted model, not a curated record. The coding region runs from base 133 to 642 and encodes 169 amino acids. NCBI's taxonomy places the organism in Eukaryota, Metazoa, Arthropoda, Insecta, Diptera, Drosophilidae. The transcript has 5 exons.